Messenger RNA from Ipomoea nil (Japanese morning glory), 552 nucleotides. RefSeq lists its product as uncharacterized. Gene Ontology annotation, molecular function: nucleic acid binding; RNA-DNA hybrid ribonuclease activity. The transcript has a single exon. Bases 1 to 552 code for a protein of 183 amino acids. NCBI's taxonomy places the organism in Eukaryota, Viridiplantae, Streptophyta, Magnoliopsida, Solanales, Convolvulaceae. The record is from RefSeq and is a predicted model, not a curated record.
AUGGAACGACAAAGCCCCAAAUUAAACAUUGUGCUGACACGGAAGCAUGCUACAGAUCUUCGGACUACUUGGCAUACGGUCUACUCUAUCCGCGGUCUGCUGAUGCCAAACUCAUUAAUGCCGACACAAUGGGUUCCGCCCCCGGAGAACAAGCUCAAAUGUAAUGUGGAUGCGGCCUUAUUUGUGGAUGGUGCGGGCUUUGCUGCCGUGAUUCGUGACCACAAUGGCUCCUUUGUUGCGGCUAAGAAAGGUCGCCUGGGUAGCGAACGGGACCCGUACGUGGCGGAGGCACUUGCGGUUUCGGCAACAUUGACUUGGCUCAAGGAACAAAAUUUUAAUAACAUUUUGCUUGAGUCUGAUUGUUUAAAUUUAUGCAAUGCUUUCAUUUCUGGUAGUGUAGACUUUUCUUAUGUUGGUUUGAUUGUUAAGCAAUGUCAGUCGAUUGCUAAGGACAUUGAGAGUAUUUCUGUUUCCCAUGUCAAGAGAUCAGCGAAUUGUGUAGCCCAUGAGUUAGCUCGGGCGACCGGUUCUAUGUCUGGCUCGGAGGUGUGA